Dicentrarchus labrax (European seabass) is the source of this 1517-nucleotide messenger RNA. It is a transcript of the gene uck1, whose product is annotated as uridine-cytidine kinase 1. The coding region runs from base 79 to 900 and encodes 273 amino acids. The record is from RefSeq and is a predicted model, not a curated record. Gene Ontology annotation, molecular function: ATP binding; kinase activity. The transcript is spliced from 7 exons. Lineage: Eukaryota; Metazoa; Chordata; Actinopteri; Moronidae. Gene Ontology annotation, cellular component: cytosol; cytoplasm.
CGAGAACUGCGCACAGCAUAACUAGCACUUAGCCAAGCUAUCUAGAUAACCGCAGUCUUCCUCAACUGUUGGACUGCGAUGGAUGCCCUCGGAGCCCUAGACGAGGCAGCGAGGCCACGGCAUAGCCCCUUCCUGAUAGGGGUCAGCGGGGGAACCGCAAGCGGCAAGUCGACAGUUUGCGCCAAGAUCAUGGAGCUCCUGGGCCAGAACAAGGUGGACCACCGCCAGAGGAAGGUGGCUAUUAUAAGCCAGGACAGCUUCUACAGAGUCCUGACUCCAGAUCAGAAGGCGAAAGCGCUGAAGGGCCAGUACAACUUUGAUCACCCAGAGGCGUUUGACAACGAGUUGAUGUACAAAACCUUGAAGGACAUUGUGGAGGGAAGGGUGGUUGAAGUGCCAACGUACGACUUCGUCACCCAUUCCAGGUUGGAAGACACGAUCACAGUUUACCCAGCAGACGUGGUCCUCUUCGAAGGCAUCCUGGUCUUCUACACCCAGAAAGUGCGCGACAUGUUUCACAUGAAGCUCUUCGUGGACACAGAUUCAGACGUCAGACUGUCUCGCAGAGUUCUGCGAGACAUGAACAGAGGGAGGGACCUGGAACAGAUUCUCACUCAGUAUACGACGUUUGUCAAGCCUGCUUUUGAAGAGUUUUGUUUGCCUACAAAGAAGUAUGUAGAUGUCAUCAUUCCAAGGGGAGUUGACAAUAUGGUGGCCAUCAACCUCAUCGUGCAGCACAUCCAAGACAUACUGAACGGUGACAUCUGCAAAUGGCAGCGCGGGUCCAUUAACGGGCGCAGCUUAAAACGGGCCAUUUCUGAGCAGAGCGACCUGCAGAACGGAGUCGCUAAUCCUCCAGGAAAGAGGGUCCUGUUAGAGCCCAGUUGUCGGCCUCACUGAGACUGUGUGAAUGGAUGUAUUCGGACUGUACGAUACGAGCUUCGAGUUGGGAUUGCUGCUACUGAUCUGUGCCGGAUGGGUCGGCGACUGCGAUGCCGAUUUCACCUUCUGCAGCAGCUUUUUAAAAAAAGGUUACCCACAAAUCUCACAGUGCAAGCAUUCAGUGCUGCAACGUCUUCAUAAUUUUACAGUAAUCAUUGGUGCACAACCAAUAUGCUAAUAGAUAAUGCUUUGUCUUCCAUGACGCGGUUAGAUUUUUCAGUGUUAACUGUGGUUAGAUGACCUGUUACUGAUCUGGAGGGUAAAAUAUUUGAUUUCAGUCAUGCUUUUGCACUUUGACCUUCUAUUUAUAUGUGCAUCUUUGUUGCUUUAAAUUGAGUUUAUUAUAUUUAUUUUAUAUUAAUACUCAUCUGUUGUAGUUGUCUUGUUGCUUUCCCUGUUUGUUUUAAAUCAAAUUAGGACUGGUGGCUGUGUGGUUUAGUAGUGUCACACCUAGACUGGUACAGAGUGCUUCUUUUUUUUUUGGAUUAUUUACAGUCGGAUACAUGCCUUAAUUUUUUAAAGUUCAUUUUCCACUGACCAUUCUGUACAACAAUAAAUGGAAAUUCUAUUAUAAA